CUUGAGUACGUCUCUCUCGCGAACUUUCUCUACGAAAAUCUAGGGUUUUACCUGAGAUUUCACAGGUAGGGUUCUACAGCCUCUCUCUCAACUGUAUGCUAGAAUUCCCAUCGGAGUCUUUUUUUCUUUGCUUGAAAUUACAAUUGUUUUUUAGACGUUGAUCUAAACAGUAAUUGCCGGAAACAUGCCUCGCCACGAUGACCGCCGCGGUGGUACGCGCCUUUACGUUGGUCACCUGUCUUCUAGAACAAGAUCCCGUGAUCUCGAGGACUGGUUCAGCAGAUACGGGAGGUUUCUUGGCUUUUGCCUAACCUGGAGGUCUAUGGUGAGAGGGUGACCUUGGUGGAUUUGGGCCAGUCUUUCUGUAGUGUUAUAGCGUGUUUUUAUCGAAAUGGAAACAAACUCAAAGUGGUGUCUUUGGUUCAUCUGUGAGGGGCGAAGUAUCAACCCUUCGAUAAUUGUGUGAUGAUGGCCUUACUGUUUCUGGCCCCCGUUUGCGCAGAGUACGAGAUGUGGAUAUGAAGCGCGACUAUGCAUUUGUUGAAUUCAGUGAUCCUCGAGAUGCUGAUGAUGCUAGAUAUGCCCUGAAUGGUCGUGAACUUGAUGGGAGCCGUCUCAUUGUGGAGUUUGCUAGAGGAAUUCCUCGUGGUCCUGGUGGAUCUCGUGAAUACCUUGGAAGAGGUCCUGCUCCUGGAACUGGACGUUGCUUCAACUGUGGAAUUGAUGGUCACUGGGCUCGAGAUUGUAAAGCUGGAGACUGGAAGAAUAAGUGUUAUCGUUGUGGAGAACGAGGUCAUAUAGAAAGAAAUUGUCAAAAUAGUCCAAAGAAGCUAAGUAAGCAUGGGCGUAGUUAUUCACGCUCACCAUCUCCUCGCCGUGGUAGAAGCAGAAGCCCUAGCUACAGCAGGGGGCGUAGUGACAGCCGAUCCAGAUCACCUGUUAACAGGGAUCGGAGUCUUGAUCGUGCUGAAAGAAGAUCAAGGAGCCCUCGAGAUGACAGCAGGAGUCCCAAGCAUCAGCGGGUAUCACCUUCCCCUUCCAAAGGGCGUAAGCGGAGUCUGACCCCAGAUGAGAGAAGUCCGAGAGAGAGAGGCAGCCCAUCUCCUAGGGAUCGCAGACAAGUGAAUGGCUCAGAUUACAGUGCAAGUCCCAGAGGCAAGAGCAGAAGCCCCAUCCAUGAUGCUGAUGGCCCUGAAGAUAGGGAUUAUAGGAGCCCUGCGAAGGAAAAUGGGAACAGCCGCAGCCCUAGUCCACUUCCAAGGGAUGAUGAUGAGUGAAUAAAUCAUAUGCUUCUUAUGAUGCAUUUGAAUCAACUUUUAAAGACAUACAACUGCCUGUUUUGUAGUUUUGUGUUGUGAGAACCUUUGUUUCUUUUUUUUUUUUAGAAUCUUCGGUGGAUGAUAGAAGUUCCUGAAUAUUUUUGUUGCUGUUGGAUGCUCAAAUUUCAUUCUAUGAAGGGUCAUAAACAGGAUAUGGUUGUUCUGGCGGUUGAGAAAUGUUUU
Messenger RNA from Rubroshorea leprosula, 1502 nucleotides. The record is from the annotation of a GenBank genome assembly. Lineage: Eukaryota; Viridiplantae; Streptophyta; Magnoliopsida; Malvales; Dipterocarpaceae.